UCGGAAUUGGCCGGAACUGGUAAAGAAGAACGGUCAAAGAACGGGAAAUUUCUACUGCUUUGAAACCUUUUGAACUUUGUGGUUUGCAUCAAAAGUGGUUUUUUUUACGGAUCCGGAAAAAUGUUGCGCGCGAAAGCGCUGUAUCCGCACAAAGAGGGCGGGAGCAAAAGUAUGGUGCACAACUGGAGAUUCUAAGGGAAGAUGUUGCUGCUUCGAAGGUGUAGUAGCCCUCCCAAACGAUCGAAACCGAGCGGGAGUUGAACCGAUUCGAACCGCCAUCUUGGAAUAUAACCGUGCUUGAUCAUUGCUAGACCUUUUGUUCAAGGAGGGAACUGUCAGUGCACGUACACAUACAUACGUUCGAGUUAUUGUAUUUUGCGUGUUUUUUCUACUUUUAAACUCAAAUACGACGAAACAUAGACGAGAACCUCAAUUGUGGUUUUCCUAUUGUACCGUUUGCGACGUAUUCGUCUAAGGCUUAGUGAAUUGACUUUUAUAAAAGAAGCACGUACCACAAGCACGUACGAGUUUCUCUAAUCCGUUACAGCCCUUUUCGUUUCACAAGCAUUACGAAAGAAAUAUGAGUUAACUUCCUUUUGUCAAUAUAGUUGUACGUAUUAUAAAAUUUCGAUGCAUUGCCUGCCAUUGUAAUUAUGUACUUGUACACCAUAUUUUAUAUAAAUUGGCGUAAAGAGGGCUCUAAACAAGUGAAGCAUCUGAAAAUAGGGUGCGAAAGAGGUCGUUCGACCGUUACAAAAACUAUCGAAUAAGAGUAAAAAUAGAAGAAGCAACGAAUACUACAGAGUAUCCUGUAUCUUAAACUCAAAAUAGUAUCGAAUAAUGCAGAUAGCUUUGAAAAUAUGAGAUUCUCAACAUUGGAAGAACAGGAGUACGCGGUAGGCUUACCUAAGAAACCGCUACUUCAUACUGGACAGACCAUGAUGACCACUACAGAUACCAUGGAGAUGAAAGAGAAUAAUGUCUUCGAAGAAGGAUCUGUAGUAUCCAAUCUUCCUUUACUGUUUGCCAAUGGGCAUCCAACAUCGUUGGAAAAAAUUACAUUAACACAACUGGAACAUUUUGUAACAUUCAUGGUUCAGUGUUCGCUAGGACACGAUAAUACAGAUGCGAUUACUGAGCCACGAUGGUGGCCAAAAGAAGUGAAAUUCACAAAUCCUUUGGCAAGACCUAAGAGAAUUAAUGAAAACUGGAUGGCUAAUUUGAAGAAAUUGGUAUUUAGAUGCUACACGUAUCACAGAAGCGAAUAUUUGUUACGUUUUUGUUCGUAUCUGGCUCGGUAUCCACAGGAAGAUCUAGAGUAUGUUAACAACUGGGAUUCUACUACGAGCCUUUAUCACAAAAGUACUGGAAAAUUAUUAGUCACAUUUCGUAAUGAAAACAUGAACUAUGACAAGAGAUAUGAGAGUCCACGAAAGAAAUUACUCUCGUGUAACGGAGUUGCUAUUUGCAAUUCCAAUAAGUUAAAACAGCAGCAACAACAGCAUUCCAUUUUAAUGGUGGAACCACCAGCAGAAGACAUUUAUUUGUGCGAUAAUUGCGAUGCUGAGUUUAUAGGCCUAGAAAAGAUGAAGGAACACGAACGCAUGUGCUGUGAACAGGAACAAACCACAAAUAAUUGGCGGUCCACAACACCGGAUGUAUUGAAUGUGAAACCACCUGAGAUAAAGCAAGACCACUUCUUGGAAUACUUUCGAUUACGCCCGCCAAUAGCCAACACUGCGACGGUCACAGAGGUCCAUGAGGACAUGACCGUCAAUAACAGUGUCGCUGAGCGAAGUUCACGUCGUGUCCGUGGUUCUAUUAACUUUGCAAGAUGUCCGAGUAUCCCGUUUUCAUCUCCUGCUGGAAUGUUAUUAGCAAAAAAAUCGAAAGCUAUGACACAAGGCACCCAGCAAGAAAGAUUGGAGAGAAUAGAGAGACAUCUUGUUGCUCCUGUUUUAAACGGUUCAUGUAAACCGAAAUGGUUGGAAGCGGAGUUCAGUAACGACAGAUGGAUUGUAACGUAUAAACCAAACAAAGAAAAAAUUGUAGACGACUACGUGCACCAAUAUCAAUUUGUAAAUACUGUUAAGAGAAAGCCAAUGUUAAGUAUACAUUCGCAAUUGUUAUACCUUGCUUGUCGACCUGUAUAUGUUCUUCUGACACAGCUGACACAUGAACAGAUAAACGAUUUCAGACGAAAUCCGUUGAAAUAUAAGUGUGUUGACCAAAAGCCGUCUAUCGACGAUAAAGAAGCGUCAGUGAGAACGGUAGAAAAUGUUUCGCCGAACGUAUCAUCUAAACGCAAAGCCCCGAGUGAUGAAAAUGACACGAACUCGAUGGAGAAAGACUAUGAUGAGAUCCUUAGUAAUGAGGCAAGUGUAGGAAAUUUAUCUCUUUCCAGAGUCACAGAAUGCUGUGGCGAGAACGAUAUAACUGUAGAUCAAUCAAUAAAAGAAACAACUUUCUGCACAAAUACAUCGAACAGGAUUACAGUGAUCGACCUCUGUUCAUCAGACGACGAAGAAAAUUCAGUUCCAUCUGCACUCUCAGAUGAAAGUAGGAAACCAUUGAAGUUCAUCACUGAUGCAGACGUAACAAAAUCUUUGUUACAGAACCUCUCUUCGACGAAGUUUCAUUUAUCGACAAAUCCGAUAAAUCAAACAAGCGGACGGUCGAAUGGUAACAUUUUUAAUAACGAUAGCGAAACUUGUACAAGCAAAUACCGUAGUACAAUGUUGAAUGCGCGUAUGAACAUUUCCCCAAUACUUAGACCGGCACCAUAGUUCCUUCAAAACUCUGGUGCAUAAAUAUUCUCUGUACGCGCGUUACAUUUGUUACAAUAUUUAUUGUUUCUAUUUUACACGAUAAUUAAACAUUAAUAAUACUUACGUAAUACACGCAACUUCUAUCAUUUGCAGUGCAUUGUAAAGUUUCAUAAGAUCCUUACUAACGUUUGUAAAACACUAAAUCAAUAAAUUUUUCGGUAUUUCCAGUUGGUAUGUGUCUAAUCCGACGUUAUACAACAGAAUAUUGCGUGCACUUUUGAUACUUUAUGUAACGUUAUGAGAAAAAAGAAGAAAAAAAAGAGAAAAACAAGAAAACAAUAAAAUUCAAUUCCCAACCGUUUGCUUUUUGCGUAACCGUAAUUGUUCCUGCAAUUCGUUACACUCAUAAUAUUUCGAAUUUGUGUUUUAUACUCUCGAGCGAUAUUUUUGUCUUUAAUAUUACGAAGUUAAUUAUCUCGCUUUAAGAACACAUUUAUAUGUAGGAACAAGACAAAUAAAUCACAUAUUUUUA
Molecule: messenger RNA, 3300 nt
Organism: Megalopta genalis
Lineage: Eukaryota; Metazoa; Arthropoda; Insecta; Hymenoptera; Halictidae
Gene: ova
Product: ovaries absent
Source: RefSeq, a predicted model, not a curated record